Messenger RNA from Psylliodes chrysocephalus, 563 nucleotides. Lineage: Eukaryota; Metazoa; Arthropoda; Insecta; Coleoptera; Chrysomelidae. The record is from the annotation of a GenBank genome assembly.
ACGUCAAACCAUUUAAAAGAAAACCGCACUUCGUAGAAAAAGAUGGGUAUUUUGGUUCAAGUGAAUCUUACAUCAAGUACACAUCACAUUACCCGUCAAAGUAACGUCAAUCAUGCAACUGUUUUAAGGUGUCUCUAUAAAGAAAAACUUCAUGCAUAUAAAAUAACUUUUACUCAGAAGCUAACAGAAGAUGAUCCUGAUCGUAGGAUGGAGUUCUGCGAAAUGUUGAUGGAAAAUCUGGACAGAAAUGAGAUAGAUAUUGAUACCAUUCUUUUUUCAGAUGAGUUAACUUUCACAUUAAACAGAGAUGUAAACCGGCAAAACUGUAGAUGGCUAAUUCUCAAAAAAGGUGGAAAAUGGCUUUAAAAAACUUGUCAAAUUAGUUUUAACAAAACAUCUUUUCUUUAACCGUCCGCUCUAAUGCAUGUUAUCGAGGCCAAUAUUGUAAACUCCAAAAAAAAAAUGAAGUGGUGCUUGGUAGGCCUUUUAAUUUCGCUCCAAUCACACUGUUUCAAAAUGGUAAGGGAAUUUUUCAAUAAAAAAUUUUGAAUUAUAUUUAAAAA